Molecule: messenger RNA, 2790 nt
Organism: Oncorhynchus masou masou (cherry salmon)
Lineage: Eukaryota; Metazoa; Chordata; Actinopteri; Salmoniformes; Salmonidae
Product: netrin receptor UNC5B-b-like
Exons: 17
Coding region: 1-2790 (929 amino acids)
Biological process (GO): netrin-activated signaling pathway; anterior/posterior axon guidance
Cellular component (GO): membrane
Molecular function (GO): protein binding; netrin receptor activity
Source: RefSeq, a predicted model, not a curated record
AUGUCCAUUCAGAAUGUUCUGUUGUCCUCCUACGGCGUGGACACUCUGAAGGCUCCAUUCCAGUGGUUGCAUGCUCCUACCCCCUGGUUUGAGAUUGCUCCUACCUCCUGGUUUGAGAGUGCUCCUACCUCCUGGUUUGAGAGUGCUCCUACCCCUGAGUGCUCCUACCCCUGGUUUGAGAGAGCUCCUACUUCCUGGUUUGAGAGUGCUCCUACCCCCUGGUUUGAGAGUGCUCCUACCCCCUGGUUUGAGAGUGCUCCUACCUCCUGGUUUGAGAGUGCUCCUACCCCUGAGUGCUCCUACCCCUGGUUUGAGAGAGCUCCUACUUCCUGGUUUGAGAGUGCUCCUACCCCCUGGUUUGAGAGAGCUCCUACUUCCUGGUUUGAGAGUUCUCCUACCCCCUUGUUUGAGAGAUCCCCUACUUCCUGGUUUGAGAGUGCUCCUACCUCGAUCUACGGGCCCAACGUGGUACCACAAGACCUGGCAGAGCCCGUUGGCAUGGUGAUGAGCUUCUUCCAGACCUUAGGACUGGCUGUGGGCUCAGCUUUUCUCUGUGCUGACAUUUGCAAUGCCACCCCCAUCACUGGUUACUCCAUCACUGGUUACUCCUCCACUGGUUACUCCAUCACUGGAUACUCCAUAACUGGUUACUGCAUCACUGGUUACUCCACCACUGGUUACUCCAUCACUGGUUACUCCUCCGCUGGUUACUCCUUCACUGGUUACUCCAUCACUGGUUACUCCUUCACUGGUUACUCCAUCACUGGUUACUCCAUCACUGGUUACUCCUUCACUGGUUACUCCAUCACUGGUUACUCCAUCACUGGUCACUCCACCACUGGUUACCCCAUCACUGGCUACUCCAUCACUGGUUACUCCAUCACUGGUUACUCCAUCACUGAUUACUCCAUCACUGGUUACUCCAUCAUAGGUUACUCCAUCACUGGUUACUCCAUCACAAGUUACUCCAUCACACGUUACUCCAUCACGGGUUACUCCAUCACAAGUUACUCCAUCACUGGUUACUCCAUCACUGGCUACUCCAUCACUGCGUUGGACCCUGGUAUUGGUGUAAUGGUGUAUGCCGGCCUGGUGGGGGCGCUGUUACUCUCUGUGGUGCUGGUACUGUGUGUUGGGGUGUUGGCAUACCGACGCAACUGUCAUCAUCUCCACGGUGAUAUCACUGACUCCUCCUCCUCCCUCACCGCCGCCUUCCAUCCCGGCAACUACAAACCACCCAGACAGGACAACCCUCACCUCCUCCACCCCUCUGCGCCCCCAGACCUGACAGCCACAGCGGGUACCUUCAGGGAUCCUCUCUUCUCCCUGCGGCAGGGUGCCAACGAUGGUCACCACAAGAUCCCCAUGACAACCUCUCCCCUGCUGGACACCCUGCCCAGCCUCAAGAUCAAGAUGUACAACUCGUCCACCCUGUCAUCCCUGGAGCUGCCAGCAGACCCUGAGAUCCUCGGCCUGAAGCACGUGGGCGGCACCAUGGGCAGGACAGUGGCAUGGGACAGAGAUGGGUACCACCACGGCGGUCUUCAUACAGUGAUCAGAGAUCCUGGCCACAGCACCUCCGCUACCCUGGGCCACCUGGGGGGACGACUCGGCAUCCCCAACACAGGUGUGAGUCUGUUGGUUCCAGCUGGUACUAUUCCACAGGGGAAGUUCUAUGAAAUGUACCUCAUUAUCAACAAGUCUGAGAAAACUACGUUACCUUCGGAGGGCAGUCAGACAGUGCUGAGCCCGGUGGUGAGCUGUGGUCCAUCAGGCAUGCUGCUGAGUCGACCUGUGGUCCUCACUCUGCCACACUGUGCCCAGCUAGAUACCCCAACACCAGACUGGACCCUCACCCUCAAGACACAGACUCACCAAGGGGCAUGGGAGGAGGUGCUGACGGUGGGGAAGGAGAGUCUAUCGUCCCCCUGCUACCUCCAGCUAGAGGAGUCGAACUGCCACGUGGUGAUGGAGCAGUUGGGGACUUACGGUCUAGUGGGCCAGUCCUGCCCUCCCCAGCCCGCCUGUAAGAGGCUACAGCUGGCCCUGUUCGCCCCCAGAGCCCCCUGUCUCUCCCUGGACUACAUCCUGAGGAUUUACUGCACGCAGGACACGCCACACGCCCAGAGGGAGGUGUUGGAAUUGGAGAGGAGUCUAGGAGGGGUGUUGAUGGAGGACCCUAAACCCCUGCUGUUUAAAGACAGUUACCACAACCUGCGUCUGUCCAUCCAUGACAUCCCUCACUCACACUGGAGGAGCAAACUACUGGCCAAGUACCAGGAGAUUCCAUUCUACCACAUCUGGAGUGGCAGUCAGAGACUCCUCCACUGUACCUUCAGCCUAGAGAGAGGCAGCCUGGCCGUGUCUCAGCUCUCCUGUAAGAUCUGUGUCAGACAGGUGGAAGGAGAGGGACAGAUCUUCCAGCUGCACACUGACAUACAGGAGACCCUCCCGCCCUGCUCCCCUAUCCCCUCCGGGGGCACCUGCCUGCCCUCCUCCCAGGUGGGGCCAUAUGCCUUCCGUCUGCCCAGCACCAUACGACAGAAGAUCUGUGCCAGUCUGGAUGCCCCCAGCGCCCGCGGCUGUGACUGGAGACUGCUGGCUCACAGCCUGGACUUCGACAGGUAUCUGAACUACUUUGCAACAAAGCCCAGCCCCACAGCUGUUCUGUUGGACCUAUGGGAGGCCUGUCACCAAGGUGAUGCGGACCUGGUGUCCCUGGCGACAGCUCUCGAGGAGAUGGGCAAAAGUGAGGUGAUGGUUGUCAUGACGACAGACGGGGACUGCUGA